UAUAUCAUGUCAAUCAAAUGAUCAAUCAAUUUGUGGGAAAAUUGUUCAAGCAUUUUUAGAUGCUGGAAGUAUUUUAUCUUCAACUUUGCUCUUGAAAUCUUCAAUUUUUGUCAAUAUUAGUGUUUAUGAUUUUUGUGGCGAUGACCCAACUUGUAGUGGUGAAAAUUUUUAUAAUCCAGGAUAUGCUCAACCAACUUUAUUAUAUCUGUUAAAAGAUAAUGAUGGUGUAGAAAGGCUUUAUCCUCAAUCAUUGGUCAAACAAUUCAACUUUUCGAAUAAUCCUGAAUAUAAACAUCCGGAUAUUUAUGGAGAAUUUAAUCUUGCUCUUGAUUAUUGGUUCAAAGAUGAUCCCUCACCGAUUAAAUAUAAUCAAUAUGAUUUUUUAGGUAUAAUUCUUCAUGAAUUAUGUCAUGGAUUAGGUUUCUUAACUUCAUGGAGUAUAUGGUCAAAUGAUGAAUCAUCACAAUAUAUUACUCCUAUGUUGAUAACAGAGGAAGAUUACGAAUAUAUAUGGGAAGAUAAUUAUGAUCCUAGUGUAAAAAUUUCUUGGAGGGGAUUUAGAGAAUAUAUAUUUGAUAAAUAUUUGGUAUUUACUAAUACAGGAGAUUACGUUUCGAAUCAAACAACUUUAUUAAAUGAAUUUUUUAAUAAUAAUGGGGAUAUUUAUGGAAAUUAUGAUGAUUUUCAUCAAAAAUUUAUAUCAUCACCACAAUAUAAUAUAGCUGUAACAAUGUUAAAUAUAUCAAUUCAAUCACAAACUCUUGGUUUAGUUAAUUGGAAUUUAACUUCUCAUCAUGGUAAACCUUUCAAUAUAAGUGAUUUAUUUGUGGUAGAUACAACAUCAAAUCCAUUUGAUCCGUAUAAUAGUAUAAAUCAUGUAGAUUAUAAUAUGUAUACUAAUACUAGUGAUUUUUUAAUGAGAUAUCAAUUACCUCCGGGUGAGACUCUAAGUGCUGAUAUUAGACUUGCAGGAAAAACUCCAAACUCGUAUCUUACUAAUGCUAUUGAAUUAGCUCCUGUUAGUUCGGGAAUUUCAUUGGUUCCUUCGUAUUUAAUCAUUCAACAUGUAAUAGGGUUGCUUUUAAUAAACGCGUAUUUAUAA
Messenger RNA from Scutellospora calospora, 1102 nucleotides. Lineage: Eukaryota; Fungi; Glomeromycota; Glomeromycetes; Diversisporales; Gigasporaceae. The record is from the annotation of a GenBank genome assembly.